AUGCCGAAUCAAUCUAAAAUAUAGAAAUAUUUUUAAAAACAUAUAUAUAUAUAUAUAUAUUAAGUCGAGGAACAAGGAAUAUCGAACUCUUGUUUGACGAACAAGACAAGAGAUAAACAUUUAUAAAAACGGUACCAAUCAGUACAGAUAAACCGUGAACAUUUUAAACCUACUGGAUGAGAAAUGUAUAAACAUUUUGUUUCUGUUUACUUUAGAAGAUUAAAACCUCUGAUAUUGUUAUCAAAUCCCUUUUAAAUAUCUGAGCUUACUGAUUCUGGUAUCAUCCCCGAGUACUGUAAAAAAAUAUAUACCGACAAAUGAAACACAGAUGACGCAAAAGUAGUAUUUAGUAUUUAUCGUAUUUAUUUAUUGUAUUUAUUUAUUUACUUUAAAGUUACGACCGUCGAAGGUGGAACUAGCUUCAGCCGAUGGUCGACAGGCGUCGGCAGUGACGCGGUCAUCCCAGCGACACCUGCCGGUAGAGGGCGCUACCCGCAGUCUGAAAGCAUCUGACACGAGCGAGAGCCGCUGUUUACUGUGAGGUCGUUGUUUUGUUGUCACGGUAACCCGAGGCGUCACCUCCAGCUGUAACCGGUCUUGUAAAUCCGAGGUCUAGUUUUGAUGUUUUCCUUACAACGGCGCAAGUUUGAAAUGCCGAGGUCGACGCGCAGCUUUAAUCCGCCCGUGACCUCUCUGCGCUGUCAGGCCGAGAGAAUGUGCCGGAGCCGGGGAGGAGCGGGGGAGACUCUGAGCUGCUGAACUCCGCAUCCAGGUGGUUCAACUGUUCUAUUAUUUUUAUUAUGGUGGAGCCCAGCAUCCCUGCGCUUCGUUUGGACCUGAACAACUUCGACGUGGCCGAGGCCGAGAGGAGUCGGUAUGUUUUAACCAGUCCCCGCUCACUGGAGUCCUGCGCGCGGCUCGGUGUCAAACCGGUUGCGCUUCUGAUCAAAUCACUGAACGAGUUGAUCGCUGAGCAGAAUGACGUGCCCCGCGAGGCGGUGCGAGUCAUGCACGAAUCCUACGAAAGGGAGAGACUGAAGCUUUUGCAAAUGUGCCGAGGGGAGCGGGAGAGGAUUAUCCAGGGGACAGCAGGGAGCAGGUGGCCAGGCUCUGACAGAGUGUCAGGCCUGGAAGCGGAGCCUGUCACCAAACUGAAGGAUCACUUGAGGCAGAGACUGUCCAUACCAUAUGCAGAUCUGUGCCUUAGAGGGAAAUCUGUCAACGGGUCCUCCUGUUCUGCUGCUGGCAGCAGGGAGCCAGACAGGAGCACAGUCUGCAGCUUCAGGCUCGGAGACCUCAGACACUCCCCGGCUACUGAGAUGAAACUGGAGAGGCUCACCAAGGACAUUGAAAGGGAGAUGUGUGUCACGGUGUCAGAGAGAGACCGCAAGAUAGCAGCUCUCAUGCUGGUAAAGCAUGAAGAGGAGCAGACUCACCUGGAGCUCUGUCAACAGGAGGAACAGGAGCGAGAGGAGGCCCGUAGGCUGGAACAGGCUCAGCGGGCUCAGGUAGAGAGGAGGAGGAGGAAGAAACUGAAGCAGAGUAUGCAGCGCUGGCAUCAGGAGCUGCAGGACCGAAUGAGGCUGAGGGAGCGUCAAGAGAUGGAGAAAGCAGGACAACUCAAGCAGGAGGUGCUGCUGCUGGAGGACCGCUGGGUGAGGCUGAAAGAGGAGGUGGAGGCACAACGCAAAGAGAAGAUAGAAGCUGCACAGAAAGAGGCAGAGGGGCGCAAGCGCUGCCAAGAGAAGCUGCUGAGAGAGAAGCAGGAGGUGGAAAAAAGGCAGCAAGAGAAGGAGAGACAGGUGGCAGUGGAGAGGGAGGAGAAGGCCAGGAGGAGCAAACUGUUGCAGGAGAAAAAGGAGAGGAAGAGGCUCCAGGAGGAAAAUCGCAGGGAGCUGCUACGACACAUCCUGCUGAAACAGCACAAAGAGCAGAAGGUGGAGGAAGAGGAGGCACAGAUGCGGAGCACGCUCGAGAGGAAGCUGCAGCACUGCUGCGAGAAACGUGCCCAGGCUGUGGAGGCGCGGCUGAGGGAGCUGCAGGAGCGGGCAGCCCGGGAGGAAGAGCAGGUUCAGAGGGCCCAGCUGAGGUCCAAGCUGCAGAGCGUCCAGCAGCUCACGCACAAACAGAUCCUGGUCCAACUGAGCCAGCGUCGCAUGGAGCGAGCCGCCCUGCACGCCUUGGCCCAGCACAGGGGCAGAGCUCAGCAGACACAGCAACGCAACAGACACCGGCAGCUCUGCCACCAGAGGCUCAGAGAGAGGAUGCAGAGGGAGGAGGAGGCCGCCAGGAAGGCCAGAGAGAGCUUUGUCUCCGUGAAGGAGUGGAGGAGGGAGAGGCUGCGGAGACAGCGGGAGCAAAUACAGGAGGAGGCGCAGGCGCUGGCUCGGGCCUCCUUUCACAUGAGGGACAGAGUGAGGCAGCUCACACACAGUCGCACCUUCGAUCAGAUGGCUCUGCAGGCUCAGCUGACAGCCUCCAUGAGCCACAUGAAACUAUGAAAGAAAGGGAUUUGCUCCCGUCCUGAUUUCAGACAUAGCAUAUGAACGAAAAGGAGUUAGGCCUGACCUUGUGAUGACCUCCCGCCCAGAUGAUCAGUACUGGUGGUUUGUAUUGGACGGUCCAGCAUGACACUGUGCAGUGUCUGUCUUUCUGUCGAGAUACACGUUAGAUCAAAAGGAAGUCCGGCGAGGACAGGUUUUGUUUUUAGCCUGUGGAGAGUAGAGUAGUGUGGCUAGGUGAAGGCUGUAGACCAGAGA
Molecule: messenger RNA, 2759 nt
Organism: Scophthalmus maximus (turbot)
Lineage: Eukaryota; Metazoa; Chordata; Actinopteri; Pleuronectiformes; Scophthalmidae
Product: coiled-coil domain-containing protein 177
Exons: 2
Coding region: 801-2501 (566 amino acids)
Source: RefSeq, a predicted model, not a curated record